Habropoda laboriosa is the source of this 1806-nucleotide messenger RNA. Its product is annotated as biorientation of chromosomes in cell division protein 1-like 1. The record is from RefSeq and is a predicted model, not a curated record. NCBI's taxonomy places the organism in Eukaryota, Metazoa, Arthropoda, Insecta, Hymenoptera, Apidae. Gene Ontology annotation, molecular function: protein binding. Bases 1 to 1806 code for a protein of 601 amino acids. The transcript is spliced from 5 exons.
AUGAGCAGUAAGCUCGAGUACCUGGAGAAAUAUUCGGUAGCACCUUCGCCCAGCAGAGAUUACUACGGGCUGAGAGUAUCCGAAGACCAGGUGACACUCUAUCUCUGGCGAAUCUCGCACGGUCCUCAUAAAACGCCCCUCGUAAGAACCUCCGAUUUCGACGAUUUCAACCAGGACCGUCAGCUGCAGGAAGAAAUUCGACGUAUUUUCGGUGAAUAUUUACUAAAGCACGUGAAAAACAUCGUUUCUGGGAAUAAUAACUUACUGACUCUACCAAAGUGUCUCAUCGAAAGAUUGAUUAGAUAUUUAAAGGUGCAAGAUAUCGCCAAAUUAUUAUCUCUGUCGCACGUCUCUAAGGAGAUUUUCGACGACAAUUUCGUGUGGGCAGCAUUGCACAAAAAGUACAAACAACGAACGAGGAACAGGUACGAGGAAUUCUACACUCCUACGUAUAAUUGGAAACAAUUAUUUCAAUUGAGACACAUGCAAGGAUUAAUGAACGAGCAGAAAAUGCUUCGAAAUCGUCCAACCGCGAAGCAAACGAAGGCAAACACGAAAUUGGAGAAUUUGUUGAAAGCAAAUCUGAAGAUAGAGAAUUUAGGAAGAUCUGAUCAAAGAAUUGAAAAUUUAACGAGGACCUUCAAUUCGAGCUUCAAAGCAGCGACAAAAAGUAUUCUACCGGAAAAUCAGGUAUCGAAAAAGUCCACAGAUGUUUCUCGUAGAAGGAACGCUCAAAAUCCUGUUCCGAAGAAGUCGUCUGAUCGUCUCGAGGAAGUUACGAACGAAAAGGAGAAAGUAUCUUCAGAGAAGAAAACUCUGCUCGGUAGAUCUCUUCAAACCGGACAGAAGAGUAUAAAAGCACCGAAGGAGCAGUCGAUCGCUUCAAAAAACGACUCGAAACGUGAAACAGAUAAAGACACAACUGGAAACAAAACUGCGGAAACGAAGUCGAACAAAAUUGCGACUAAAACGAAGAAAAUCGACACCAAGUCUAGCAACAUGAGCCUCAAAACGACGGAAGAAAAAUCGAGCACAAAAUCGAAAAAUGCGCCAAAGGUCAACAAAUCCGAGAAACCGGUAUCGCGUCUCGCUCAAGGCGACCAAACGAGGCCAAAAAUGAAAGGAAAAUCGAAGAAAAUCGGUCAGAGUAAAUCCACGAUUUUGAGCACGAACACAGCUUUUCUGAGCGAUCAUUCCGCCGUCAGAGACGACAGCUUCGAUCUGGCGGAUUUGAUCGAGGCAAGCUUGAAGAACAUCCGCAGUCCGCGAAGCAUAUUCGAUUACAGCUUCAGUUGCAUCGAGAAAUCGAAAUCCUGCGGCGGUGACACGAAGCUGCAGGAUGUCACUCGAAAAAUGGCGGAUCAUCCGAGGGCGCUGAAGAGCGGCCACAUCAAAGCGAGUCUGGAUCGAUUAUCGGAGAAAUCCGAACCUCUCACCGCGAAAUCGAUCGAUUCUGUGGGGAACGGUGGAGCUUCCGCCACGCCAAAAUGUGGGAAAACGUCGAACGCCGAUUCGAAAAUAUCGACGGCGGAGUCGAGUAAAAAUCGGUGCAAAAUUGUGAUACCGGAAGGUAAGGUAGAUCACUUCGAGCGAUACGGGAUUUACAAUAAAUAUCCGACACCGAGGAUGCAGGACAACGUCGAGCAGAAGAAAUCUACUCCUCGAAAGGAAAUUGACAGGAUGAGCGUGUUACGAUCUUUCGGAUCGAAAGUGUCGCGUGGUAAGUGUGUCAAUCCUGGUGCAACCGCUGACGUAAAUCGACAGGAGGCGAGGAAAACGGUCGAUAGCGUGUACAAAUAUUUAUAA